This is a messenger RNA of Pleuronectes platessa (European plaice), 2389 nucleotides long. RefSeq names its product forkhead box protein N2. The transcript has 5 exons. Gene Ontology annotation, biological process: regulation of DNA-templated transcription. The record is from RefSeq and is a predicted model, not a curated record. Gene Ontology annotation, molecular function: cis-regulatory region sequence-specific DNA binding; DNA-binding transcription factor activity. Lineage: Eukaryota; Metazoa; Chordata; Actinopteri; Pleuronectiformes; Pleuronectidae. Bases 187 to 1359 code for a protein of 390 amino acids. Gene Ontology annotation, cellular component: nucleus.
GGCAGCAGAGCACGGAGACAGCGCUGUUUGUCCCGGUCUCCAGUUUGAACUCGUCCAUCUGUCCUUCACGUCCGAAAAGACACGUUUCUGGACCUCUAACAAACCCUGGAUCCUGCAGGAACCCUCCUCCUGAUAAUCCGGGUUGGUUCAGCUGAAUGACCCUGGACGUUUCCUCCUGGGAGAGAGAUGGAGAAUAGCUUUCAAACACUUUCACCCUCAUCCCUGUGUCCCACCACCUUUGGAGGGUCCCUGUGUCCCACCACCUUUGGAGGGUUCAUGACCCUCUCCUCCUCGCCGCUGCAGACAACUUGCAGCGGCCGUAUUUCGCUCCCACUUUCACCCAUUUCUUUCCCCCCGUCCCCCAUCUCACUUUCUCCAGCGACAGCAGAGUCCAUCUUCUCCUCCUCCCCUUUCUCACAGUGCACAGCGUCUCAGUGCCUUGAACUACAAAACACAGAGGGCCUCAGCCCUACAAACAUAUGUGACCAGGAUGACCUGACCUGCCUCAGCUGGCUGCAUCAGAGAGGCAACCUGCUGCCACUGCAGCCCCUUCCCAAAAUGACACCAUUGCCUCAGCUAGAGGCCUCCACACCGACCCAUCCUCCUCCUGCCUCGUCCAAGCCACCAUACUCCUUCAGUAGUCUGAUUUUCAUGGCAAUCGAAGAGUCGCCAGACAAGAGACUUCCAGUUAAGGACAUCUACGAAUGGAUUGUAAACAAGUUCCCCUACUACAGGACAGCCACUGGAGGCUGGAGGAACUCUGUUAGACACAACCUGUCGCUAAGCAAGAGCUUCUGUCGCAUUCAGAGGGACAAGAGCCAGUCCGUGGGGAAGGGAUCGCUGUGGUGUGUUUGUCCCGAGUAUCGGCCGGCGCUCCUCGAGGUGCUUAGGAAGACCCACAGUUAUCACAGCACUAACAGCAAUCUGCUAAACAAGCCUGCACUGUUGGAAGGAGCUGACUAUGUGGUGCCUGCAGUCUGUGACAAUAUUGAAAUCUCAGAUACUCUGUGUCACACGCUCCUCCUCUCAAUGGCCUCACCCUCUUCCCCAACCCUGACCACUGAUGAUCCAAAUUUUGGUGAAAACCCUUCGUGCCCUUUAACACCGGACCAUGAGGAGCUUGUCACCAUGGAGUCGAUGGAGUACCAGCAUGAGGAGAUCUGCGAGGAGAUGGAAAAGGACCCCCUGUCCGACAGCGGCUACAUCGAGUUACACUACUACCAGUCUCAACAGUUCCAGUACCUGGUGCUGCCUGAUGACACCGAGCUGGACCUGGAGACAGUGGAGAUCCUUCAGCUGGAUGCAGAGGCCCAGGAGGCCGCUGGCUCACUGCUGGACCUGGCUGGUGGUGUAUAUUAAUUCUAUAUCCCAAGUCACGGUCACAACCGAUUCAAUGCUUCAAUCUUCUGUAAGCAAAUACUCCAGUAGAGCAACAUAAAUGGGAUUUAUGUUUGUUCAUAUAUGAUGUUUUGUGAAUUAGCUGCUUCUUCCUGAGACACCAACACUGCCCUAUGUGUAUUUUUGUGUAAUUAAAUAACACCAUAGAUCAACUUUACCGAUGGACUAACAAAACUGUGGAUGGCAUUACAUGUAUCCAGACACUUUCAGUGCAGAAGCUGACUUUACUAUCGUACAUGCCAUACACUGACUACUCUUAACCAAAGACUUGAGAGCUCAAUGUUAAAAUGAAAUAUACAGUAUGGACAAAAUGAUAUAGAUUUGAAAACUGAAAGGAAAGUAUUAUAGUGUAUGGUCUUCAACACGUCUUUUUAUGGUUUCCACUGUGAUUUUUUAACAAAUAAAGUUCAUUCUCAGGGGUGGAAGUAGUUCUUAGUUCCAACUAGUGUACAAGUUGUGUAUCUUGAUUCAGGUAUGUCCCAAAAAUGAUGUAUACAGAAGAAAAGUACUAGAGUAGCUCUUUUGAUGUAAAACUGACCAGCAAACAAACUCACUUAAUGUCUUCCCAACUAGUGCUUCUCAGUUUCUUCCAAGUGGGAACCUUCAUUUCUUUAUAAGAAUGUUUUAAGCACUAUUCAGAUACACUGCUUUACUUUUUAAUUGUAUUCCUAAUUAAUUCCUUUACUCCCUUUGUCGUUCCUCCGAGCAUGUUCUCUAAUGUUGAUUUUAUGUACAUUGUGUUAUUUGACUAAUUCCCACUCCCAGAAUUUCUUUUAGGUGAAUGUGAACUUAAAAGCCUGGAAAUGAAUUUGUAAGCUAAGCUACCCUGUGUUCAAUCAGGAAGUUGAACCUUUUAAUUAAAAUGCAAGAUGAACUCACUGCCAUGUGAACAACGUUACAUUUCAAGAUACACUGCAUUUCUGUUUGUUAAUGUAUUCUUUUUGAAAUAUCAGGAUUUUGUAAUCUAACAAAUAAAUACUGCCAUGCUGUU